Messenger RNA from Kwoniella shivajii, 405 nucleotides. RefSeq lists its product as uncharacterized. The coding region runs from base 1 to 405 and encodes 134 amino acids. Lineage: Eukaryota; Fungi; Basidiomycota; Tremellomycetes; Tremellales; Cryptococcaceae. The record is from RefSeq and is a predicted model, not a curated record. The transcript is spliced from 2 exons.
AUGUCAUCUUCGACAGCAACACGAAUAACAUCUUCCUCUUUAAUACCUUUAAUCCGAUCUUUACCCGCAUCACCACUUUCAGCUGAAGCAGUCCAACUUUCAGAUGCACUAGGAGCCAUUGCUGAGAAGGCGUUGUCGUCCGCACCUACUGCAUCUGCGAAUGGAUCUUCGAUGGAAGCUCUGAAAGUCGCUGGACAUCAAAGGAGAUUGACUCAAAUGAGAGAUUCAAUAAGUAGAAUAAGAUCGGGUCAGGCUUUAUCCAAUUACCCAUUGACAGGACCUAUAGUAUCACCUCCAAACGAUCCUCAUUACUAUACCAGAGUUAGAAACGGUGUGAGAAACGCUGAACAAGGUAUCCAACGGCCAUGGUGGAAGGUGUUCUUCAAUGUCAAAGGGGAAGAAUAG